Molecule: messenger RNA, 2117 nt
Organism: Vigna umbellata (rice bean)
Lineage: Eukaryota; Viridiplantae; Streptophyta; Magnoliopsida; Fabales; Fabaceae
Product: serine/threonine protein phosphatase 2A 57 kDa regulatory subunit B' beta isoform-like
Biological process (GO): signal transduction
Cellular component (GO): protein phosphatase type 2A complex
Molecular function (GO): protein phosphatase regulator activity
Source: RefSeq, a predicted model, not a curated record
UAAUCCAUUAUAAUCACUCACUUUCCACAAGCACCUCUCUCUAAUCCCACCCCUUAAUUAUCGUUCUCUCUCUCUUUCUCUCUCUAUGCAGUUUCUGUGUUUGCCAUUCCUUCUCCAUCGCCGGAACACUUCUCCGAUCGAUCUAACCAUCAAUUUUACGGCAUUCACAUCGGUGAUUUUACUUCAAUGAUUCCUCACUCGGAUCCGUAGCUUUCACAAUCUGCGAACCGUUUUCCUUCGCCAUUAUCGUUUCUCGCUUUCAGAUCCGAAUCCCGACGCCAAAAUCGGGGGAUAACGAACUAACCGUUGAUACAUGGAUUAGCAUCACCUCGAUGAAAACCUUUCCCUCACGCAGCCACACGUUUUCCUCGUGCACAACCUCCCCUUCAGCACUACGCACCACUUCCUCAUCAUCGUCAUCAUUCAUUCCUAGGGUUAGGGUUUCCGUCGUGCGACAGCAAAAUGUUCAAGAAAAUCAUGAAAGGCGGGCACAAGAAGCCCUCCAAGUCCGACGCAAGCGAUCCCGGGUCUGCGGCGUUCGUCGCUGCCAACCGCAACUUGCCAGCGUUGCCCUCGCCCAAUGUCGUCGUGAACCACGCCUCACGCGGAACUGGAGGUGCGGCGCCUCCUAGCUCCGGCACCGCGAUGCCGCUUGUGCCCACCCCCGGGGCCAUGGAGCCUUUGCCGCCGUUCCGCGAUAUGCCGGUCGCUGACCGCCAGAACCUCUUCCUCCGCAAGCUCCACAUCUGCUGCUACGUCCUGGACUUCUCCGACACGCUGAAGAACGUUAGAGAGAAGGAAAUCAAGCGCCAAGCGCUGAUGGACCUCGUCGACUUCAUCCAAUCCGGCUCCGGCAAGAUGUCGGAGCAUUGCCAGGAGGAGAUGAUCAGAAUGAUCUCAGUCAACAUUUUCCGGUGCCUUCCUCCGGCGUCUCACGAGAACACCGGCCAGGAACCCACCGAUCCUGAAGAGGAGGAACCAAGCAUGGAUCCGACCUGGCCUCACCUUCAGCUCGUCUACGAGCUUCUCCUCAGAUACGUGGUUUCCUCUGAUACCGAUACGAAAAUCGCAAAACGGUAUAUUGACCACUCCUUUGUUCUCAAAUUGCUUGAUUUGUUUGACACUGAGGACCCGCGGGAGAGGGAGUAUUUGAAAACCAUACUGCAUCGUAUAUACGGGAAAUUCAUGGUGCAUAGACCGUUUAUUAGAAAGGCUAUUAACAACAUUUUUUAUCGGUUCAUAUAUGAGACUGAGCGGCACUCUGGUAUUGGAGAGCUUCUGGAGAUUCUUGGGAGCAUUAUUAAUGGGUUUGCGCUGCCCAUGAAGGAGGAGCACAAGUUGUUUCUGGUGAGGGCUCUUUUGCCUCUGCAUAAACCGAAAUCUGUGUCCAUGUACCACCAGCAGUUGUCUUACUGCAUUACUCAGUUUGUGGAGAAGGAUUUCAAGCUGGCAGAUACGGUGAUUAGGGGGUUGUUGAAGUAUUGGCCUCUUACCAAUUGCCAGAAGGAGGUUCUCUACCUUGGAGAACUGGAGGAAGUGCUGGAGGUCACACAGGCUGCGGAGUUUCAAAAAUGUAUGGUUCCGCUUUUUAGACAGAUUUCACGCUGCCUCAAUAGCUCUCACUUUCAGGUUGCAGAACGAGCCCUGUUUUUGUGGAACAAUGAGCAUAUCGUGAGCUUAAUUGCCCAAAACAGGACGGUGGUACUACCAAUAAUAUUUGAAGCAUUUGAGAAAAACAUCUCGAGUCAUUGGAAUCAAGCAGUACAUGGACUGACGGUGAAUGUUCGCAAAAUGUUCCUGGAAAUGGAUGCAGAAUUGUUUGAGGAGUGCCAGCGGCAGCACGCAGAGAAAGAGGCUAAAGCCAAAGAUGUAGAAGAGCAGCGGGAACUUAAUUGGAAGAGACUGGAAGAUGCGGCUGCACAGAAUGGAUUUGAGGAUAUGGUCUUAACUUAGCCUUGUUACCACAACUGCUCUCAUCCAUUUUGGUGCCAUUAUUUAUUGGUUUCUUUCUUUUCCACCUAAUUUUUUCUCCUCUUCUAUCUUAUUAUAUAUCACUUGGAUAAUUAGCAAUUUUAAGAAAUCAGUGAUUAAUGUAACUUAUUCGAAGUUGUUAGCAA